AUGGUCGAACACGUAGCGCUCUACAUUCUCUCUGGCUCGAGUGUUAAAGGUCAAGCCGUACUGGACAACAUCCGAUCGAGCGACUUUAUCGACGAGAUCAACAGCGGCGAAGGACCAAGAGAAGAAUGCGGGCUGUAUAAGCUGAUCCAGCUCGUUCAGCCGUCAAACUCAUCUGUCAAGUUGAGCUCAGAGAAGGACGUACUCGAAUAUCACGACAGGCUGGUCAAAGGUGAAGAAACAGCAAAAGCGGACGGAGAGGAUGCUAAGUGGAACACCAAUUGCAUUCUAAUCGCCGACAAGGAAAAAGAUGACCUGGUCCUUAUAGUGGAGAUCUCGAAGGGCAAGAAGACUGGGGACACGUUGAAGGCGAGGGCGAGGUCAUCCGUCGAGGUAGUGAGUCUUCUCCGCAGCGGCUUGCUCGCUUGA
Molecule: messenger RNA, 426 nt
Organism: Pseudozyma hubeiensis SY62
Lineage: Eukaryota; Fungi; Basidiomycota; Ustilaginomycetes; Ustilaginales; Ustilaginaceae
Product: protein transport protein
Exons: 1
Coding region: 1-426 (141 amino acids)
Source: RefSeq, a predicted model, not a curated record